UCACUUCCAUUUGCCCUGUGUUUUUGUUUGGAGCUCCGGGAAACGAAGAGAACAGCGUGAAGAGAGAGAGAGAGAGAGGGAGAGGGAGCGCAGAGGGGAAGGGGAAGAAUGGCCGAGCCUCCACCUCCCAGGCUCAUGAAUUUCGUCUCUGAACAUCAGUUGGAUGAAGCGAGGAGAACGAGGGGAGAGCGUGUCGAGGACGGGACCGCGCAGAGAGACAAGCCUCUGUAUCAGAUUCUUAAAGAGAACAAAGACAAGCGAGACGCGGAAUUCAAUGAACGGUUCAAACAUAGGCCUCCCAAAGCUUUGGAUGAAGAUGAGACAGAGUUCCUGGACAAUUGGGAGAUGUCAAAGAGACAGUAUGAGCAGCAGAUGGCAAAUGAUGAAGCUCAACAGCUCCAGGGUUUCCAGGAAGCAGUCGCGGCACGUGCAUCUGUGGUUCAUGAGUUGAAAGUUGUGCCUUCUGAGUCGAGAGUUGAGGAACGAAAACCUGUUAGUAAGAAGAACCCACCAGGACGCCCUUUUGGCAACGUGAUAAUGGUAAAGCCUCUAAAGAAGCAGAAGACAGAUGCUCCAGAUACUAGUCUUGGCCCCACGUCAAGGGCGUCUAAUACAGACGAAGAUAAAAAGUCCAGUGCUGUUGAUGAGACAAAGCCACAGGAUACAGAUGAGAACAUUAAUGGCAACACAGGCCUCUGUGGUUUGGUGUCAUAUAGUGAUGAAAGUGAAGAUGACAGUGGUUAGAACACCUGUUUUAUCUGGUCCCAAUGUAAUUUUUGCACCGUGACUAUCACAUGCCUUUUUUAGUCAAUGGAAUGAGUUCUUUUCUGACUGGUUA
Molecule: messenger RNA, 838 nt
Organism: Nymphaea colorata (pocket water lily)
Lineage: Eukaryota; Viridiplantae; Streptophyta; Magnoliopsida; Nymphaeales; Nymphaeaceae
Exons: 7
Coding region: 109-744 (211 amino acids)
Cellular component (GO): nucleus
Source: RefSeq, a predicted model, not a curated record